Molecule: messenger RNA, 1689 nt
Organism: Drosophila willistoni
Lineage: Eukaryota; Metazoa; Arthropoda; Insecta; Diptera; Drosophilidae
Gene: CaMKI
Product: calcium/calmodulin-dependent protein kinase type 1
Exons: 11
Coding region: 328-1641 (437 amino acids)
Biological process (GO): protein phosphorylation
Molecular function (GO): calmodulin binding; calcium/calmodulin-dependent protein kinase activity; ATP binding
Source: RefSeq, a predicted model, not a curated record
GAUUUUCACCAGAACAAAAUCAAUGAGACGACGUUGAAAAAAAAGAAUUUGAAAAUUCUUGGUCUGAGUGGUGUGAAUGUUUUUGGUUUCGUGAUUUCUGGUUUAAAAAAUCAAGUUUUAGUGGUACGAACUAAGGUAGAUAAUAUUUGUAUGCAAUCAUUUAACGGAAGCUUGCAUUAAAAGUUUAAGUCGCGAUUUAUUUUCGUGGUUUUGAUUUCAGAUUCCGUUUCGGCACAAGCUAUGCGCAAUCAUCGGAUGCGUUAAUCUCAGUUUUGCCGUUCAAUAUCUCUCCACGCACAAAUCUAGAAUCGAAAUCGAGAUCAGGCUAUGCCACUAUUUGGUAAGAAGGACUCUGGAAAGAAGGCCAAGGCGAAGGAUGUGAAAGAGCUGAACAAGCAAGUGUCAAUCGAGGAAAAAUAUAAUCUGCAUGGCCUACUUGGAACCGGCGCCUUCUCGGAGGUGCGUUUGGCAGAGAGCAAGGAUACGCCCGGUGAGCAUUUUGCAGUCAAAAUUAUCGACAAGAAGGCCUUGAAGGGUAAAGAGGAAUCAUUGGAAAAUGAAAUACGAGUGCUGCGAAGGUUCAGUGCAAAUCAUUUCGAUGCCAACUGCCCGAACGGAGCGCGGCUCACUCAUCCAAAUAUUGUGCAACUUUUGGAAACUUAUGAGGACAAAUCGAAGGUGUACCUAGUAAUGGAAUUAGUCACUGGUGGCGAGCUGUUUGAUCGUAUUGUGGAAAAAGGAAAUUACACUGAAAAGGAUGCGACCGAUUUGAUACGACAAAUACUUGAGGCCGUUGACUACAUGCACGAACAGGGCGUUGUUCACAGAGACUUAAAGCCAGAAAACUUGCUCUACUACAGUCCAGACGAUGACAGCAAAAUUAUGAUCAGCGAUUUCGGUCUCUCCAAAAUGGAAGACUCUGGCAUAAUGGCCACUGCUUGCGGAACUCCGGGCUAUGUGGCACCCGAAGUUUUAGCCCAAAAGCCAUACGGCAAGGCGGUUGAUGUAUGGAGUAUAGGUGUUAUAUCAUACAUUCUGCUUUGCGGUUAUCCGCCUUUCUACGACGAGAAUGAUGCUAAUCUGUUUGCCCAGAUUCUUAAAGGUGAAUUCGAGUUUGAUUCUCCAUAUUGGGAUGAGAUUAGCGAUUCGGCUAAACAUUUUAUCAAGAAUUUAAUGUGUGUGGCUGUGGAGAAGCGUUUUACAUGCAAACAAGCACUAGCGCAUCCCUGGAUAUCUGGAAACGAGGCAAGCAGCAAGAACAUUCACGGCACUGUGUCAGAGCAGCUUAAGAAGAACUUUGCAAAGUCUCGUUGGAAGCAAGCAUAUUAUGCAGCCACUGUGAUUCGACAAAUGCAGCGUUUGGCGCUUAGCAGCAACAGUGGAGCCUCAACUGAAACUGCCGGCAAUGGCAGCACACGUGUUGACGCGGCAACAACCAUGGACGGAGCCACAUCCAUGUCGGGUGGAAGUGCACCUAUAUCAACCUUCGAGCCAUCAACACACCUCAGCACACAACUUCAGAGCGAGCCGACUGUGGAGCAACCAUUGUGUCCAACGACCGCAAAUAUGAAACCAGCGCACGAUAUCAACAACCACCAAAGAAUCUCGCCAAAUUGUAGUGGCAGUGGCCAAACGAACUAAAAUAUUCAUAUAAGUUAGUUAAAUAUAUGUAAAGUACUUUAUCAUGAA